CCAUUUGUGUCUGACUCUUGGGGUUGGUGCUCAUCUCCAUUUCUAAGCCGAAGAGCCAGCGUUGUCCGUAGACACCUCCAAGGUCAUGUGGCCGGCAUGACUGCAUGGAGCGCUGUUAUCUAGAUACCCUUCUCUAAAUUGCAAACUGAAGACAAGGUAGACCUCUCCCUUGUGCCACGAGUCAUCUGAACACUCAAACAGAGACAGGAUUAUAAAGAAAUAAGUUUGCAUAAGCAUCGUCAAGUAUGACCAGUCACUGAGCCUUAAUUUUUCUUUCCCACAUACAAGCUUCCAUCCCAAAUCAAGCACCCAGCCCUCCCUAUCCGGCAAAUUUGGUCCCUGGCUUGGCAGUAGGACCAAAGAGUUUCCUUCUGCCACAGAGCAACGGGUGGUUCCUGCCAGCAUUGUCAGCUCUUCAAACAAAAAGUCAAGGGAGAAGCGUGCGUCUGUGUUCGCCCCUCCCUAAAAAGAGACCUUUCACCCCUUCAAUAAUUACAUCUGGAAAUGGGAGGGGUGAACAGCCUCCAGUACAAAGCCUUUGCAAGAGCAGUUGUCUGGAUGACAGACGGAGACAGAGUGAAGUCUGAAUAGGGUGUCCCUGCAAGUCACAGAAAGUGGCCCCUGGGUGCCCCUUUCAAGAGGACGACUCGGCCUUUCUCCAAACUCUCCAAGAUACUCGAAUCGAACUCCUGCUCCAACUGGAUCUGGAUUUGCCUCUGGCAUCCCAUUCUUCUGGCAUCUCAUUCUUUCUUAUUCUGCAUCUGAGGUAAAGCUGCUCCAGAAAGAUGGCUCACAACCCACAAGUCAACAUCACAAUGACGGAGUCCAAUACAAACGGUGUUCCAGGCAGGAAGUUGUCUACCAGGAGCUCAAUGAGGGCCACCACCGUGACUUUUCACAACAUCUACUACAGAGUGAAGAUGAAGAGUGGUUUGAUCUGUUGUCGAAAAACAGUCGAGAAAGACAUUCUGAAGGAUAUCAAUGGCAUAAUGAGACCUGGUUUGAAUGCAAUCCUGGGGCCAACUGGCAGUGGCAAAUCUUCUCUUCUGGACAUUUUAGCUGCAAGGAAAGAUCCUCAUGGCCUGAGCGGAGAUGUUCUCAUCAAUGGUGCUCCUCAGCCGGCCAAUUUCAAGUGCAUGUCUGGAUAUGUAGUACAGGAUGACGUGGUGAUGGGGACCUUGACUGUGAGAGAGAACCUUCAAUUCUCAGCAGCCCUCCGACUGUCAAAAACUGUGAGGCAGAGAGAAAAGAAUGAAAGGAUUGACCAGAUCCUGAAUGAUCUGGGCUUGACAAAAGUGGCAGAUUCUAAGGUUGGAACCCAGUUUAUUCGUGGCGUGUCAGGGGGAGAGAGGAAAAGAACUAAUAUAGGAAUGGAGCUCAUCACCGACCCUGCCGUCUUGUUCUUAGAUGAGCCAACCACUGGACUGGAUGCCAGCACAGCCAAUGCGGUGCUGUUGCUCCUCAAAAGGAUGUCAAAGCAGGGAAAAACAAUAAUCUUUUCCAUCCAUCAGCCUCGAUACUCCAUCUUCAGACUAUUUGAUCAAUUGACUUUGCUGGCUGCAGGAAGAAUGCUGUAUCAUGGGCCUGCUCAGAAUGCCCUGGAUUACUUCAAAUCCAUUGGUUACGAAUGUGAACCAUACAACAAUCCCACUGAUUUCUUUCUGGAUGUCAUUAAUGGAGACUCGACAGCGGUGACUUCAAACAAGAGCGAGGAAAUUGAUAUAGAUAACAUUGAUGAGCACCUUGAUCGUGAUAAGUCAUUGGCAGAUCAGUUAGCGGAGACAUAUGCCAGCUCAAAUUACUAUCGAGAAACAAAAGCUGAGCUAGAAAAGUUAUCUUUCUCAACAAGCAAAAGAGAGACCACAUUCCGACAGAUCACCUAUACCACAUCCUUCUGCCACCAGCUCAAGUGGGUCUCCAAAAGGACUUUCAAAAAUUUGCUAGGCAACCCACAAGCUUCUAUAGCACAGCUGUGUGUCACCAUUUUCCUGGGGCUGGUCGUAGGUGCCAUAUUCUUUGAUGCCAAAUAUAACUCUAGUGGUAUGCAGAACAGAGUUGGUGCCAUGUUCUUUUUGACCACCAACCAGUGCUUCAGCAGCAUCUCUGCCAUUGAACUGUUUAUUGUGGAGAAGAAAAUAUUUAUUCAUGAAUACAUCAGUGGAUACUACCGAAUUUCUGCGUAUUUCUUUUCAAAACUAAUGGCUGAUUUAAUACCCAUGAGAACUUUGCCAAGCAUCAUCUUCACAUGCAUUGUUUAUUUCAUGAUAGGUUUUAAACCAACAGCAUCAGCCUUCUUUAUAAUGAUGUUUACCAUGAUGAUGGUCUCCUACACAGCUACUUCGAUGGCACUUGCGAUUGCUGCAGGGCAAAGUGUGGUGUCUGUGGCUAAUCUGCUCAUGACCAUUGCCUUUGUUUUUAUGAUUAUUUUCUCUGGGUUGUUGGUAAACCUCACCAGUAUCCUGCCCUGGCUUUCUUGGCUCCAGUAUUUCAGCAUUCCUCGAUAUGGCAUGACUGCACUCCAGAUUAAUGAAUUUACUGGUCUUGAUUUCUGUGGCCCAAGGGACAAUUCAACCAGUUCUCAGUGUAUAGAUAAUAGUACACUUAUCAAAUGCCUUGGCGAUCAAUACCUCAAAGAGCAAGGGAUUGAUGCAACUUCAUGGGGUCUGUGGCAGAACCAUGUUGCAUUGGCUUGCAUGACUGUCAUUUUCCUCACAAUUGCGUAUCUGAAGUUGGUCUUCAUGAAAAAGCUCUCUUAGACAUGUAGACAAGACUGUGAUCCAGCAAAGAAGCUUGAUCCAUAUCGGAUGCUUUGGACUAUAUUCUUCAUCAUCUCCAGUGCACAGGGCAAUGAAGACUUAUGCACAGGGAGCACCAGUUUGGCAGAAGACUGAGCUAGAAAAUGGACUACUCCAUUGUCGACCUACUCUUUUUUAUUUCUUGAUAAAACUCAUCAUGAACAUAAUGGCAUUGCCAAAAUUUGGCAUUUUUUUACAUUUUCUCAUUUGUUAUACUGACAUCCUCCAUGCAGUAAUCAGAAGGCAGAAAAUCAUAUUUGCAGUGUAUAAGUGACAUAAACUAAUCAAGACUUUGCAAGCUUCAUAAACUGAAACAAGAGAGAGUUAAAUUGAGUCCUGCUGAAAGCUAUGGGCAAAAGGGCUUAAGUCCUUCAAUUAAUGGCCCAACAGCAUCCUAUGGAGUCCCAGGAAAGGCAUUUCUCUCUCUCUUUUUUUAAAUUGGUUUCUUCUAUACAUAAUUAAAAAAUAAAGAAGCAGGGGGGGGAAUCACUCAGGGGGGGGAAUGGGGGGGAGUUGGGUAAGGUUCAGGGGGGGAUUCGUGCAGAGUAGUGUGCGGGGGGGAUGAAUGGGUAGAAGGGUUUGUGAGGUGAUUUGAUUUGUAGUGAAGUCUCUUCUCUUGAUGAUUCUUGCGGUAUGCUAUUAGUAAAGUUCAAUUUCCCUGAUUUGGGUGAGUCCUUAAGUCCCUUUCGUUGUUCACUCCUUUCUUAACCUUAUAUAUUCCUCGAAGUUUGACCAGUCAGUUUCUUUCAUUGGCUUUCCUUGUUGUUUCUUCAUUAAGAAUGUCAAUUUGUCCAUGUUUCUUAUUUCCCAUAUCUUCAAUAACCAUUGAUCUAUCGUUGGUAUUUGGUUUGAUCUCCAUACUUUUGCGAAUACAAUUCUGGCUCCUAUUACUAGAUAGUUUAAGAUCUUUUCCUCAUUUGUCUCUAACUUUGCGUUUGUCAAUCCUAGUAGGUAUAAUUCUGGUCUCAUCUGUAUGUUCUUUUUCAUUAUUUUCCCACAUUCUUUAUGUAUUUCUUUCCAGUAUUUCUUUGUUUUGGCACAUGUCCACCACAUGUGAUAGAAAUUUCCCUCCUGCUUCUGACAUUUCCAACACUUUAUUUGUAUAUCUUUCUUGUAAAGUCCUAAUUUUUUCGGGGUAAUGUACCAUCUGUACUGCAUUUUGUAUUGAUUUUCUUUUAGGUCCGAGGCAUAGGUGAAUUUUAUCUUUUUGUUCCAUAUCGUUUUCCAUUCUUCAUAUCUAAUUGGUCUCCCAAUAUCUCUAGCCCAAUGAGUCAUGCAUGCCUUUACGUGUUCUGUUUCCGUAUCCCAUUCUAAUAAUUUUUUAUAUAUUUUUGUAACCGUCUUAUUGUCAGACUCCAAAAAUUUUUCCCAUUCUGAGUCUUUCAUCAUGAAUCCGAUUUGUUUGUCCUGUUUAAAUUGCUCCUUUAUUUGUCUAUAAUGGAGCCAUGUUAAUUGUGGGAAUGCUUCCUGGAUUUCUUCUUUAGAUUUUAUACAGUAAUUGUUGUCCUGUCUUAUUAGAAAGGCAUUUCUCAGCAAGAGAGCUGCAGUGCCUCACAAUUCAACAAGUUUCAGGAUUACAUAGGAUGCAGGCAUAUAUAUAUAUGGCAUCAUAGUGCUAUAACUGUUAAAUGUAAAAGGGCCCCUGCAUGGGUCAUGAUUCCUAAAAGACUGGUCGCCUCACACUUUGAGGGAUGGUAAACACGUUGUCCCAAACGGGCUAUGCUUGGAGCAAGAAACGUGAAUGUUGAAAAACAAUUUUUGCAACAUUGUACUACUUUUAUUUUGGAAAGCACUUUUUGGCAUGUUCAGAGAAUGUGUUGCACAGAUGGGUCUACCUACACUCAUGACCUUCCACUCGUAUGUUUGGUAAAUGCACAGAGGGAGCAGGACUAAUGUAUUUCCUGGGGAUCUGUCUCCAUCACCAUGGUUUCUGCUGGCUCCUUCCCCAUGGCUCCAUGUGUUUGGCAUGAUGAUUGAAAAAAAGAGAGACUAAAGACUUACAGUGAUAUGGCCAGCUGUUAGCUCUCCUUCUAGUUCAAAAUUAUUAUGAACAUGAUGAUUUGGAUGGAUGGGGCCUUCUGAAUAUCAGUGUAAAGUCAUUUAUGGUCAGCUAACAAGGGCCCUAUCUACACUGCCAAAUAAUGCAGUUUCAAACUGAAUUAUAUGGUUAGUGUAGACUUAUAUAAUAAAGUUGAGUGCAUUAUGAGUCUACACCAGGCAUGGGCAAACUUUGGCCCUCCGAGUGUUUUGGACUUCAACUCCCACAAUUCCUAACAGCCUACCAGCUGUUAGGAAUUGUGGAAGUUGAAGUCCAAAACACCCGGAGGGCCAAAGUUUGCCCAUGCCUGAUCUACACUGACCAUAUAAUGCAGUUUAACAGCACUGAACUGCAUUAUAUGCAGUUUCAAGCUUUAUUAUAGGCAGUGUAGAUGCAACCAAGGUUAACCUAUCAGCAAACACAUAAAGAGCAAACUACAUGCAAUAUAAUAACUGAUAUUUCUAUUUCUUACACUGAACACAAGGAAGUCUGUGGGAGGGGGUGACUGCAUGAAAAGAAAGAUUGGGAGGAAUGAAUCUCUCUUGUGGCUUCACACUCCAUUGAGCUUGCCCGCAUUAUCAAAUGAAAGCUAUUAUUUCACUGCACUGUUGUAUUUAACACAAUAUCUUAUCCCUUACUUACUCCACCGUAGAAGCCAAUCAACGAAGUAGUAUUCCUCAAGGGUAAUUAGAUAUGUUUCUGUUUGUCGUAUUAUAUUCAUCACAUGAAGUGUUUAUAAAAUAUAACCCAAUAGCUGACGGAUAACUGCUUAUUAAACAUGCUUGAUGUAAAUAAUUGUCCUCUUUGAAGUACAAUCAAAUACAGAGUAUUAUUAAUUCUACAAGGUUUUUUUAUUAUUAAAGAACAAGAAAGCUUUCUUGUUAUGUUGCCUCUUCGUCCCAUUCUGAGCCAAAUAUAUAUGAUGGUUAAGAUAGGGGUUCUACCUCCACUCUCAUGUCUUGAUUUUUGUAUGUAAAAUUUAAAGUCCACUAUUGGCUAAUGGCCUUAUUUAGAAUCAGCCAAUUCAACUGGGAAGCAUUAUUUGUGGUUCUCAUCACUCUGGGGAGGUGAAAAACAAAAAUGUAAUACUGUUUUUGUGCUGUUCUGAUCUCUCGUAAUGAAUGGACUGAUCAAAUUCCGGAUUAAGUUGUUUUAUUCCGUCUUCUUAUGGAACAAUGUGGCUACAUUUGCUUUUUCCUAAAGACUGUGAGCCUGAUGGCAAGAGGAGAUGAUAUCUGUUUUUUUCCUGUUGUACAACACUUUGUUUCUGUAGCUAUUUUGAAAAUAAUAAAAUAGCAGAAUGAGUGGA
Messenger RNA from Anolis carolinensis (green anole), 6142 nucleotides. Its product is annotated as broad substrate specificity ATP-binding cassette transporter ABCG2. The coding region runs from base 786 to 2756 and encodes 656 amino acids. The transcript has 16 exons. NCBI's taxonomy places the organism in Eukaryota, Metazoa, Chordata, Lepidosauria, Squamata, Anolidae. Gene Ontology annotation, molecular function: riboflavin transmembrane transporter activity; ATP hydrolysis activity; ATP binding. Gene Ontology annotation, biological process: transmembrane transport. The record is from RefSeq and is a predicted model, not a curated record. Gene Ontology annotation, cellular component: plasma membrane.